Messenger RNA from Linnemannia hyalina, 888 nucleotides. The record is from the annotation of a GenBank genome assembly. NCBI's taxonomy places the organism in Eukaryota, Fungi, Mortierellomycota, Mortierellomycetes, Mortierellales, Mortierellaceae.
AUGCUGCCCAAUAGAGGACCCCGAACCCGCCGCUCGUACGCUACUGCUGUCGCCGAAGCUCAGAAAGCCUCUGUCCCUGCGAUCGCCACCAGAACGCGAACAAAGACGGACAAUACCACCCCCUCCACCAAGGCGCCCACUACGACCAAGACCCCCAAUGCCCCAAAGGCCAGUUCCACGAUAACCAAGGGUCAAGAGAAGGUCCUUCGUAACAACCCUGGUGCCACUGGCUCUGCUUCCCCUCUUCCUCGAACCUCAAAGGCGGCGAAUAAGAAAAGGCCAAAAGCGAUGAGCAGGAAGUCAGUGGACUCUGCAGACACAGACGACUCGGACCCUGACACUGUCAAGAAGUCGGCCAAGAAGAAGGCCAUCAGAUCCUCAUCCAACAAGGUCCUCUAUGACCUUCUGGCGCGGAAGGAUAGUGAUAUCCAGGAGUUGACCGUCAGGCAACAUAAAGUUAAGCUCUUAACCUGGCAGUUCUACUGCGAUAUACAUUAUGACGGCGACUACACAAUGAAUGCUGAGCGCAUGCUGCCGUACUUUGAGAACCUGGUCUUCCUCCGAACAUCCAAGAAGUUUAUCGUCCCUGAUAUUGGCUACGACGGCGCCAUUGGCCUCAGGCCUGCGGGAUGGAAGCCGCCAAAUCCUAAACAACGACGAACAGCUAAAAAAACCAAGGAUAUUGAAGAGUGGAUACCAGAGUCGUCUUCCAAGGAGCAGGACUUACAGGUGUGGACCCCUGAUGAUGCUGACGCAGCGAUAGCCCGAUCAGAGGAGCUGGAGUAUGAGGAGCACGAGGAUGAGGAUGAGACAGUUGCUGCUGCAGUGGGUGAGGUCGUAGAUGUCGACAUGGAAAUCGUCGUAGGCAAUAUGCAGAUAAGAGACUAG